This is a messenger RNA of Cyprinodon variegatus (sheepshead minnow), 4898 nucleotides long. It is a transcript of the gene ddhd1a, whose product is annotated as DDHD domain containing 1. Bases 382 to 3039 code for a protein of 885 amino acids. The record is from RefSeq and is a predicted model, not a curated record. Gene Ontology annotation, cellular component: cytoplasm. The transcript has 14 exons. Gene Ontology annotation, molecular function: metal ion binding; glycerophospholipase activity. NCBI's taxonomy places the organism in Eukaryota, Metazoa, Chordata, Actinopteri, Cyprinodontiformes, Cyprinodontidae.
CGCGCUUUAACUGAAGCAGUGGCGAGAUUUGUUUUUAAAUGGAGGAGUCUCUGAUAUUCUGUUGGGACCAGGGAUACUCAAAGUACGGUAAUUGCACCGUUAAACUGGACUGAAGCGAUUUGAUAUAAUUUAGGAGGUUUAAAUCAAGUUUACAUCGCAUGGCGUAACAAGAGAAACGGUGUUCCUGUAGGUUCUUUAGGUUUAGUCUCCAACCGGCUUCAUUAGCUUAGCAAGCUAGCAUAGCAGCCAACAGCUGUGCUGAGCUAAGGGGGGAUGCGCUGGAAGGUGUUGAGGUUUUCUUUUAGGGUCGUUUACACGACUUAGUAACAUGAAUUCAAGUAGUUUCAGCUUGUCUGAGGUAAAGUCUCUGCUCAGAUAGUUAUGAGCAGUUUUAACCAGAACCUCCGCUUAAGCUCCUCUUUCGGCGCAGACGGUCCAGCGGUCGGCACUGACCCCGGGAACAAGGACUGGGUUCUCGGAGGCGAUGUGUUUUCCUGCUGUCAAGAGAUGAACCUGAUGGACGACUCGGUGCAGGCGGGGAUGUCGUCGGUCCAGCCGGGACUGGACGGACACCUGCCGCUGAUACGUGCACAGAACCACGGCUCCCAGGACGGGAUCUUUUUCGAAUUGGGCUCCCCGGACGACUAUCUGGACAGCAGCCCGAUAGAAUACCGGGAGCCCGAUGGGAACGGCAUCGGUCCGCUGUUCGAGAGGAGGAAGAGGUCUCGGUCCAACAGCUCCAGACACAGGUUCAACGAGGUGGUCACGGAGCUAGUUCCGGAGGAGGUUCGCUGGUUCUACAAAGAGGAUAAGAAAUCGUGGAAGCCGUUUAUCGGACACGACUCUCUUAAAAUCGAGCUGAUGUUUCGGAAAUACUGUGAGCUGAACCCCGGUGCUGUUCGACCCCGGGUUGGCGGCGGGGAGGAGGAGACCGGGGCUAAAUGUGCGGAAAGCCCGGGGCAGAACGGCGCAGAGGCCGCGGACACUGGGACCAGCAGCGUGGACGAAGGCCGCGGGUCUCUGGACACAUCUACGGUGUCCUGCGAUGUUAGCGACCCGGACGGCAUUGAGAUCAACGUGGAGCCUGUGUGUGUUCGGGGAGGCCUCUAUGAGGUGGACAUUAAAGAGAGGAAAUGCUACCCUGUCUACUGGAAGCAACAAGACCAUAUUCCUGUGAUGAGAGGGCAGUGGUUUAUUGAUGGUACGUGGCUCCCGCUCGAGGAAGAGGAGAGCGACCUGAUCGAGCAGGAGCAUCUGAACCAUUUCCGAGGCCAACAUUUGCAGGACACCUUUGAGACAGAUCUGGUGGUCAAGACUGUUGAUAGCAAAGAUGUUCUCUCCCACCUGCCCCCUUUCUAUCUCCCGUUUCUGUUCAAAUGGAGUGGAUAUCAGACUGGUGCUAAAACUGCAGGUCACAAGCGCAAACGCUGCCAAGCCAUCCACCAUUUGAAGCUGAGCCGCACACAUGUGGAUUGGCACAGCGUGGAAGAAGUCUACCUUUACAGCGACGCUACCACGUCAAAAAUCGCUCGUACUGUUACCCAGAAAUUGGGCUUCUCUAAAGCCUCCAGCAGCGGCACGCGGCUCCAUCGAGGUUAUGUAGAGGAGGCCUCUCCAGAGGACCGACCCCCUCAGACUACCCACGUCGUCUUUGUGGUCCACGGAAUUGGUCAGAAGAUGGACCAGGGCCGCAUAAUAAAAAACACUGGAAUGUUGAGAGAAGGUGUAAGGAAGAUGGAGGAGAAGCACUUUUCUGAGCACAACGAUGAACACGUAGAGUUUCUCCCUGUGGAGUGGAGAUCUAAACUAGCGCUAGACGGAGAUACGGUGGAUUCAAUCACGCCAGACAAAGUCAGAGGACUGAGGGACCUCCUGAACAGCAGUGCAAUGGACAUCAUGUACUACAACAGUCCUCUUUAUCGUGACGAAAUAACUAAAGGACUCACCGAAGAGCUAAACAGACUAUACUCACUCUUCUGUUCCCGUAAUCCUGAUUUUGAGGAACGGGGUGGAAAGGUGUCCAUCGUGUCUCACUCCCUUGGAUGUGUCAUUACCUAUGACAUCAUGACAGGAUGGGAUCCCGUACGCUUCUGUCUGCAGGAGCACUGCGCUGUAGAGGAGGAGCAGGAUUUCCGCUGGAUGUCCUAUGAGGAGAGGAAGCUUUUAGAGGAGCUGAGGCUCACAAAGAAUAGGUUAAGAGAGCUGGAAAAUCAACUGGUCAAACUGGAGGCUUCUAAUCCUUCAGCCCCCCCAGCUCUUAAAUUCAAGGUAGAAAAUUUUUUCUGCAUGGGUUCACCUCUAGCAGUUUUCUUGGCCCUGCGAGGGAUUCGUCCGGGCACCAGCGGCCACCAGGACCACAUCUUGCCCACAUCCAUCUGCAGCCGACUCUUUAACGUCUUCCAUCCCACAGAUCCUGUGGCUUACAGACUGGAGCCCCUCAUCCUUAAACAUUAUAGCAACAUUGCACCUGUGCAGAUACAUUGGUGUAGCGCCUCUAACCCUUCGGCCUAUGAUGAGAUCCGGCCUACCUUCCUCAGUCCAGUCAAAGAUCCAGCUUCAGACACGGAAAGCAUUCCCAGUCCGAGCACCUCUCCGGUCCUCGCCCGUAAACACUACGGGGAGUCGAUCACCAGCCUGGGCAAGGCCAGCAUACUGGGUGCAGCAAGUAUAGGGAAGGGGUUAGGAGGAAUCCUUUUCUCGCGGUUUUCCCGCUCAAACAGCCAACCAUCAGUGUCUUUAGGAGUUGAGGGUGUGGCGAACGCUGAAGAAGAGGAGGAGAAGCGCAGUGAAAGCCAAUCAUCAUACGGGCUUUCCACCAUAACUCGACCGACUUCUCCCACUGCGGAAACUUUUUUGGAGCUGGAGAGGCGCAUCGACUUCGAGCUGCGGGAGGGUUUGGUAGAGAGCCGCUAUUGGUCGGCUGUGACCUCACACACUGGCUACUGGUGCUCACAUGACAUUGCACUGUUCUUACUGACCUUCAUAUAUAAUAAGUCGACGCCCUCUGCGCCGACAGAACACACUCCAGAACCAGACUGAAGCAUUUGUUGCAGCACACGCCUGAGAAGCGUGUCCCAUCUUUUUUUUUUUUCUCUCCAAAUCUUUCUAAAUAAAAAGCAAUCAACCCAUCCUUUCUUUUUUUUUUUUUCUUGUUGAUCGACGAUCAAGUCAUUUUUGAGAAGACACAUAAACCUCAUUCCGACAAGCAGCCUUCAUGGACCAGGAGCCCGUACCAAGGGACGCUCUGUGCCAGUAUUACCACUCAUUAAACAUUUCCAUGGAAGAAGAGGCCAUUAUUCUAAAACAUGGAGGUUCAUCAGCCCUCAGAAAAGCGCUUUACCUUUAUCUCAACAUUAAGGCGGAUCAGGUUAUUUGGUUGCCUGCAGGUUUAAUGUUUAUCAGCCCACUCUCUGUAGAGCCCUCUGAUGUAUUUUUGGAUUUAUAAAUUGAAUGUGAUUGUAAGAAAAAGCUGUUUUUCACUAAAUAUUCUGUCCAAAAUGUGAAAAAAAACAAUUGCUUACAUGGGAACACGAUGACCUUUUAAAUAAGCCCAAAAAUGUUACUGAUGUACUGUUGUCAUAAAAAAAACGAGUACUAAUCCCUUUAAUAUGAUUAGAAACCUGAGUUUUAUUCAGUUUGCUUUCACCUAUGGCAGAAACCAAAUACAACCUCAGAUUAGCAUAUUGUUUACUUCGUUAAGCAGAGCUUACUGGUUUAGUUACAAUUAGAAAAUGUACUGAGUUUGUUGUCAGUUGCAGCUAAAUAUUUCCCUUUUAAAUUCCAUGUUUCUUUCAGAUGUGUACCUCUUGUAUCAUGACGGGCAUAUACUUAUUUUCUUACUAUUUAGUAAUCUAAAUCAUUGUGGAAAACUCUUCAUAAUGAGUUUAACAAAAAGCAAUUAUCAUUGCUCAACUGAAAUCAAUGCUUCUUUAUUAGUAUUGAGUUAUGAAGAUGCUUCUGAUUGUCCCUAUCUUUGCCUUUAUGUUUUUGUUGAUGUCCGAAUGAAAUGAAUGGUUCUAGAUGUAUUUUUAUUCGAGAACAGAAAUAUUUUCAUAAUGAUUUUCAGGCACUUGCAGGUAUAAACCUGAAUCUCAUCACAUGGAAAGUGGGAUUCAAAUUUGUGGCCAAAUAACAUUUAUUUGUCCAGUUUGUUAGCUACUGUAGUAAAGCUACUGUUUCUAGUCAACCAGAAAUGUAAUUGACAUAGUGUGAAGGUUAAGAAAUAUACAUUUGUUUAGGUGUUUGAAGGACGUUGCAUAUAUGUUAUUUCUCCACCUUUUUGUUACCAAUGUGCACUUUUUUUUUCCUUUUUAUAUUGUUUCUUUCCUCCUGAAAAUAUCCAGCUGCAGUCAAAUAGGUAAAGUCACUUAAAGUGUAAUUGCCUCUGAUUCCUUAGAUUUAUUCCAAAAAGAUCGAGAAAAAAAAGAGAAGAUGGUAAAUAAUCGUCUUUCUUUAAAAGUUUAUUGGUGGUUUAUAGAUGCAAAUGCAUUAAAAAGUAAAAUAUCCUAUUUACAUUUAGAACUCAGUAAUAUUUCUGCAGCAACUAGAAUGCUUUUGCACUUUGCAUGAUCUCAGAUAAAUAGUUCAUGAAUGUUGGAACAAUAAAAACCAUGCUGUGUGCCAACACACAUCUAAGAAUUUUCAAUACUGCAGAAGAGCUCAUUUAAAACACUCUAGCAAUGGUUGAAGAAGCAAACUUGUCAAUGCUCACUGAGUUACAUUAAAAAGUGUCAAGUUUAUUGUAUCCAUUUUUUUUCUUGUAAUAUCAUUCAGAUGCCUCAAUAAAUUAAAAUAUCAAAAAGUUUUGGAUUUAUAAAUGAGCAUGUAGUUAAACACCAAGUGACAUUUUUCUGUUUGUGGUUUAUAGAUGAUUAAAGAUUUCUACUCAAAUGUGUUUA